UAGUUGGAUUCACAGUUUAAUGAUAUACGAAGAGACAGCAACGGGCAGGAAUACAGUCGCAACCGCAAAGCGCAGUUGGCCGGCUGUGAGCUGUGAAGCUUGACAUUUUUAUAAUUCUAUUAUAUGGCAAUUUCGUGAACAAGGAAAAUUAAAAUCAAAAUAACAUUAUAAACUAGUACCUAUUAAUGUGACAACAACUCUUAAUGACUUGUGAUACUAAACACGUGCUUCAAUUAUCUAAUGAGAUGUCUGCGAUGUAUUGUUAAAUUAACUAUUUACAAAGAGUAACAAUAUUAUCAACGGAAAGGUACAUCGCAAUAAAGCACUUAUGACUAUCAAUAGUAACUAGCUCACGAGUAUUUGUAAAUCAAAACUUGCUAUCAAGGAAGAAGUACUAUAUAUUAUCUCCGUCUAUGAGUACGAAAUUGAUAUCGAACUGGCUAAUCAGUCAAUAAUGUGCCGGUAUACAAUAUAACACUCGGAAGAGUAGUGAUAGAUAAUAAACUGUUAGUAUCAAACCACAACAAAAUGGUAGAAGAAAAGAAGAAAUCUACAGAAAAAUUAGAAGAUGAUCCAUUACGUGAAACAGAAACUGGACAGUUUAAAGAUAAAACGUUCAAAGAAAAGCUAGCAUAUAUCAAAGACAACAUAACAGUUGAACCUAUGUUAGCUGGACUUAUUAUACCAAGCGUAAUCUCAAGGUUUGCAAUGGGAAAUUUUAAUUUAGACAAAGCUUGCAGAGUAAAUAAGGCCUUCGGUGAUGAAAUCUGUGAUGCUCUAGUAAAGAAGACCAGUAACAACUACACAUAUUACGAACAAGAAGUUCAGAAAUUGAUCUCGUCUAUCGACAUUUGGAGAGGACUGGUGCAAACAGCGAUUCCGUGUAUAAUCAUAAUAUUUUUAGGAGCGUGGAGUGACAGAACAGGAAAGCGGAAAAUUUGCAUCUUGCUCCCGAUUCUUGGAGAAAUACUGACGUCCAUCAGUAACCUGAUCAAUGUGUACUUCUUCUACGAAAUCCCUGUUGAAAUUACUGUGUUGAUGGAGACUAUAUUCCCAGCAUUUACCGGCGGUUGGGUGACAAUGUUUCUUGGUGUGUUCAGUUAUAUCAGUGAUAUCACUUCAGUGGAAACAAGGACUUUUCGAGUGGGUCUUGUCAACUUCUGUAUGACAGCAGGCCUGCCUCUUGGGAUCGGCAUAAGUGGAUAUCUGUUAAAGAACAUGGGAUACUACGGCAUUUUCAGUAUGACAUUGGUGGGGUUUAUUGUGAUUCUUGCAUACGGAUGUUUUUGCUUAAAAGAGCCAGAACAGUGGUUGCGAGACAAAGGCCUUCCUGUGAUUGAACGAAAAAAAGAAGAAAACGUCUCCUUCUUCGAUAUAACACACGUAUCAGACACAGUGGUUGUUGCCUAUCGGCAACGUGAACGCAAUGGAAGGACAAAAGUACUACUCACUCUAUUCUGCGUCUUCAUACUUUACGGACCAAGCAUGUCGGAACACUCAGUAUUUUAUCUGUACCUGAGAAACCAACUCAACUGGGACAUGGUGAAAUACGGUGUCUUCACCAGUUACUCCAUCGUAUUGCAUUCCAUCGGUGCAAUGUUUAUAAUAACAGUGCUAAGCAAGAAGCUCCAGGUGGAAGACUCGUUGCUCUGUACCAUCUCCAUUAUGAGCAAGUUUGUCGGCUCCAUUUGGAUUGCUUUCGUGACCACUGAUAUCGAGAUGUAUCUAGUUCCUGUCGUCGAAUUUUUCAAUGCAAGUACCUUCACAUCGUUGCGGUCCAUUAUUUCGAAACUGGUCGAAAAAGAUGAAACAGCGAAAGUAAACUCACUGUUCUCACUCACGGAGACAUUAGCGGCACUGAUGUUCCAGCCACUCUACACCUGGAUCUACAUGCGGACCCUGAACGUCUUCCCUGGAACAGUCUUCAUCAUGAGUGCUGGCUUCAUCAUUCCGGCUGCUAUUGUGCUGAUAAUGUUCUACAUUAAGAUAAAAAUGGAAUCUAGGAGUGCAAGAAAAAUCGCUUUUGAAGCACAAGAAAAACGAGACGCAGAGGAGAAAAAAGCGGAGCCUCUGGACUUUCUGAGACCCAACAUAGAACCUAUUGAAAAUACAGAAAUUAUAAAAUAACUAUUUUAGUUUAACUCGCGCAGUUUCAAAGUGAUUUUGCACAAUAUUGUGUGUUUCUUGAGUGGUGAUUCUUAAUAAAUUUAGUUAAUAAAG
Molecule: messenger RNA, 2220 nt
Organism: Leguminivora glycinivorella
Lineage: Eukaryota; Metazoa; Arthropoda; Insecta; Lepidoptera; Tortricidae
Product: proton-coupled folate transporter-like
Exons: 8
Coding region: 529-2127 (532 amino acids)
Biological process (GO): transmembrane transport
Cellular component (GO): membrane
Molecular function (GO): transmembrane transporter activity
Source: RefSeq, a predicted model, not a curated record